GCGAGAAGGACCAGCCAAAACGGCAGGAACACACAUUUUUUCGACCGCCAUGGCAAACGCGGUGCAGUGGAUCCCGGAUGAUCAGGUCAGCGAGUGCCCGCUCUGCACGCAGCGCUUUGGGCUGUCCAAGCGGAAGCACCACUGCCGCGCCUGCGGCCGGGUGGUCUGCAGCAGCUGCAGCGCCAGCCGACUGAAGAUCAACAACAAGGAGGAGCGGGUGUGCGACACGUGCUACGACCUGCUGCAGCACGACAAUGGCAGACCUGUGAACGAGUCGUUCUUGGAGAACAAGCAGGUAGAGGCCUCGCUAAAAGCAGAUCUCCGGGAAAAGCAGCAGCAAGAGGAGUGGUUUCGCAGCUUCCUCACACAGGUCGCCGGGGCGGCGGAGGAUGAGCUGCCGCAGCUCAUCGCCAACGCCGCCGCGCGCUGGCAGUCCCUUUGCCGGCUGCGUGGCCAGGAGGACCAAGCCCUCCAGCAGCUAAAAUUGGAGUGCUUGCAGCUGGAGGGUGAAUGCCGAGAGCGGGAAGCCGCACUGGCGGCGGGGCAGAAGAUUGUGAAGGCCUUGGAGCAGGAGCUGAAGGCGAAGCCCCAGCUGCAGCGGGAAUGCGAGCAGCUGCAGCGGACCAACAACAGCCUCCAGCAGGAGCUGGCGGGGCUGCAGCAGCGCUCCCACGCGCUGGAGUCCCAAUUGCCCAGCUCGCGGACCGGCUCCUUCCUGUCAGUGGGAUCUUCCUUCCAGUCUGUUAGCCGCAUUGAGGGCUGCCGCCGAGGUUGCGGCGUCAUGUGAGCGAGGGAGCGACCAUGUCACUCCCAUUACACGAUGUCCCAGUGAAUCCCAAGCGACCAGCUGCUUUCCUUUUGGUUCUUGAAUGGUGGCAAAGUAGUUGUGCCAUGGGUGUUGCCUUUGUCAACUUUGCGGGAUGGCCUGGCGGACAACGUGGUCC
Effrenium voratum is the source of this 944-nucleotide messenger RNA. Lineage: Eukaryota; Dinophyceae; Suessiales; Symbiodiniaceae. The record is from the annotation of a GenBank genome assembly.